This is a messenger RNA of Carassius auratus (goldfish), 3336 nucleotides long. RefSeq names its product DNA replication ATP-dependent helicase/nuclease DNA2. Lineage: Eukaryota; Metazoa; Chordata; Actinopteri; Cypriniformes; Cyprinidae. Bases 1272 to 1976 code for a protein of 234 amino acids. The record is from RefSeq and is a predicted model, not a curated record. The transcript is spliced from 7 exons.
AACGUUUGCUUUCUCCUUCCUUCUAUGGCGUCGUAUGCGGGAAUUUUGAGAUGGCAGUGUUAUGUGUUUACUCUACUGAGAUCCAGGAGGAGUUGUUUAUGCGCGAAAUCUGCUAUUUUUAGUCGUAUGUAUGUGUCAGAUCAUAUGUGAAAAUGCUGCAGAAUAUCUGCUUCUGGACUAAUUACUUUUGAGCAGAAAUAGAUGUGGCAAUCUUUAUAUGCAGCUCAAGUGAUGUUAUACGGUUUUAAGUUUUGAGCUGCUGUGUGACAUUGGAUUCUCUGAAGAUAAAUAAUUUUUAGUAAUUUUAGUCACUUACGGUCCACGAUGAUUAAGUCUAAAUCCAGCUAAUCUUCCGUUUUACCAAAGUCACCUAAAAAAAUUGCAGCUGGAAUUACAAAAGUCCCCAUUUCACUGAAGAUAAAGGAUGAAAGUGCUCCCUGCUCUCCAAUCCCUUCUGCUGUCCUAGAGACACCUGACAGUCUGAGGAGCGACAACCCUUCAGACACUUCAUAUGAGAACCGCUCACCUGUGUCCCGUGGCCUACUUACUAAAUGUGUCAGGGGUAAACCUAGCCUGAUGGCACGUAAGCUGAUGCAGCCACAGAAAAACAGCAAUCUAGAGCCAGAAGACACUUUUGAGCCUAAGAAUGGCGUAAGUCACUCCGGCUCUGUGAAGAGGUUGUUGCACAGCUCCGAGAACAUCCAGAGUGCAAAGCAGUCCAGGACCAUGCAAGUUCAGAAACUUCCCGAUUUUGACACAAGCUCACCAAGGGCUUCAUCUUCGGGAACGUUACAGAGAGCAUUCUCAAAUUGUCAAAAUUCUCAAAACGGAAAAACUAAUGGUUUCUCAUAGGUCUCAAAAAAUCCUUUCAUCAGCUUAGCUUUAGUACCAGUGAGAAAGAGAAUUCACUUGCUCUAAGCAUGAAGCCCGAGAUGGACUUUAGUACGGUUUCUGAAACAAAUGACUUUGAUCUUGUGAUGUCAUAUAGUUUGUGGAUACAAAGUGGAUCUACUGAAGGAAAAGAUACUUUUCUCAACUGUCUAGUCACUACGAAGAGACCCUUGAGUACUGCUGUUUUGCAAGUAAAAGACAAAAUUGCUGAUGGAGAGACUUUGCCAGCCCCAUUUGAAGAUGAUUUCACUGAUCUGAUAGACUAUUGGUUUGAUGAUGGUGUGGAGCAAAAAACUGAAUCUGAGGCGCCAAAACCCAAGAAGUUCAGUCACGAGCAUUUGAUGGUGGAUCUAAGCAGAUGUUAAAUGGUACCAUAGUUCAUGAUAUCUUCCAAAAAGCAGCCAUGUCUUCAGAUGUCUCCCCAGAGCGGAUACAGACAUUUGCUGCAGAGGCCCUUAGAAGCCCCAGCUACCUCAGACAAAUGCUGUGUUUGUCUUGUACUUGCUUUAAUUAGGUAUAGCCUAAAGCUGACCCAGGCUGACAUGAGACAGGAAGUAGAAGAAUAUCUUCCCUCUUUAUCUGAAUGGGCAAAACACUAUGUCCACACUUCACCGCUGGCUGGCCAAAAGCAGCUCACUCUCAAACUCGCGACAGUCACAGAUUUUGUGGACAUUGAAGAGAACAUGUGGUGUCCACUUUUUGGACUGAAGGGGAAGAUGGAUGUCACAGCUGGAGUUAGGAUUCAUCGGAGAGGCAGAAAGCCCACAGAGAGGAUUGUGCCAAUGGAGCUGAAAACUGGCAAGGAGUCCAACUCCAUUGAGCAUCGCAGUCAGCUAGACGCUGCGAUCCAGAGGCUGGCUUUCUUGUCUACUUGUCUACUGGCAGUCUACAUCCUGUUGUGGGUAACCACAUGGACAGGAGAGGUUUUAAUUUUAAGUAGGCUGAAUGUGACCAUCAGUAGAGCCAAACACAAGCUCCUCAUGCUGGGCUCGGCGCCCACCCUUCGCCGAUACGCACCACUAGAGAAACUUCUCAGCCACCUUCAACAGGAAGAUAUGAUCUCCUUUACAAGUGUUUACGAAUGAGAAUCUAAUUGCAGGUACAUUCAGUAACUUUUUUUGUCACUCUGUCAUUGAGAUUAAUAAAUUAACAACUUAUGGAAACCACAUUUUUUUAAAUUCUCCUUAAUCAAAGUCACAUCUUCCAGCUGCCUGCUGCUGCCUAUGAGGCACUACCCAGGGUGCACUUGUGAUGAGAACAAAAACCUCUUUUGAUUCAUAGUGUAUGUCACAAAGAUACUGCUGUGAAACAGUUACUUGAAAGACAUUUGUGAAAUGGUAUACAUAAGCUUCAGAUAACUAUAGACACUUUUUUUGUUUUAAUGAUGGAUGUGAAGUUUAAUAAUAAAUCAGUGCUGACAGGCCCUAGUACAUCAUUUUCACUUGUGAGUUUUUUUAUUUUUACUUUACACAAUUAAUUCUCACUACCUCCUGUUGCAUAUUUUUUAAAUCCAUUACAGUUUUAUCCAUGCAAGUGUUUUGUGUAUGUGCAUUAUAUAUAUAUAAGAAUUUUAAGUUUAAUGUUUUUUUUAAUAAAAAAUUGAUGCAAAUACUACAUUAUCUUUUACUUUUUUUUUCCCCCACCGAAGACCAUUGACCACUAAAGAGAUAGAAAUAAAAAAAAGUUUGCCGUCUGUGAAUUUGCACUUUAUUAAAUGGUACCUAACUUAUAAUGCACCUACACAUUAAUGUUAAGAGCCACAAAAAUUCCCUGCACCUUUCAAGUAUUUUUUAAAGCAGUAUUUGAAGUUAAGAUAGGCUUUGACCCUAGUGAAAUAAAAGGCUCAGAUUAAAAGUACAGACUCAAGAUUUCAAAAUGCCUUUUUAGAGAAACUUUUUUUUUUUACUGUCAUGUUAUCUGUAAAAGAGAGUGGAAAAGAAGAUAAUGCUGAUCUAUCAUUUUUUUUUUAAUUAUAUUUAUAUUCUACAUUCCACACUAAACCAGUAGCAGUAUUGUUCUUUGUUAAUGGCAUUUGCAUUUUCACCUAUUGGUAUUUUCUUGUAAAUACCUUUUAUUGUAGACUUUAUUAUACAAUCUAAAUGAAAAGGCAGUUUGCCACCAUCCAUCAGAGCAGCUGCUGGGAUUCUCCUGUAGGAUGACCAAUGCCUGAUGAGGGAUGUUCAGUUAACCAUCAUCUCUGAUCUCUCGCUUCAGUUUCUCUCUGUGACUGUAACCAUGGUUUGCUGUAUCCUGGAUCAGUAUCAGAAGAUCUAGCUUUACUCUCCCCAACACACAAUUUUAUUAAUAUUCUGCAAUAAAAUGUAUAAAACAUCCAUUCAGAUUUAAUUUAUUAGUUUAUUAUUUAUUAAUUUAUUCAGACAAUAAUUUUUAUUGUAUUUUGGCACACAAGUAACCACAUUUGUCCAUUCAGCAUACGAAAAAAAA